Messenger RNA from Hymenoscyphus albidus, 1539 nucleotides. Lineage: Eukaryota; Fungi; Ascomycota; Leotiomycetes; Helotiales; Helotiaceae. The record is from the annotation of a GenBank genome assembly.
GAAUUAGCCCACUGAUUCAAAAAGAGAAAAAUCGAUCGCACCUUCUGAAAUUUCCAAGCAUUCUGAAUAUCGAAUCGCUUUUCGGUGAAAGCACACUUUUUGUGUGGCUGUCGAUAAGAAAAUACUCGUACGCGCCGCGAGAGCCUCGGCAAAAUACUUGGAAGCUGUCGCAUUUCUGUCUUACAGAAUUCCUACAACUAAUACUAAUUCUGCGAGCGCCACCACACAUUGCUUUUGCAUUCGAAAAUGUCGGCAGAAAUUGCGAAGAAGAGAGGAAGACCAAAGAAGGCCAUCGUGGAAACUAUCGGCGCCGAAAUGCCUGAAAUUAUCAAGAAAACGACACGCGAAAAGUCCACCAAAGCAGCGGCAGCGACUCCACCGAAAGCCAAGAUUUCGAAGGCAGCGAAAGCGACAACUACGACUACUGCUGUACCCGAAUUGAAGAAAUCUGCGAAAGACCAAGUUGCAACUCAGACAACAAGCGCAGCAUCACGUAUUGCAUCGAAAGAAACCCCAAAAGUGGUGGCAAAAAACGCGAGCCCAAAGCCUCAAGUCAGCAAGCCAACUGUCAAAUCUCCAAAGAUCACAGUAGCAGCAGCCUCAAUCCUGACCAAGACAGAGAAGGCAAUCGCAGAAUCAAAAGCUGCUCUUGCCAUCAAGGCGACCGCAAAAACACCUACGACGCCUGUAUCUCAGAUGACACCAGCACCAUCACACAAUGCAUUCAAAACGACAGGGCAGACUUCGAAGUCUCCUUCUGCGCCAGGUUCUGCGAGCAUACCCAUGAGAACACCUGGGAGCUCACCAAUAUUGAGCAAAGUCCGUGAAUUGUCUCAGAAGAACACAACCCAGCCUCAACCAAGUACCACUGCGAACUCUACGGCUAAAUCAGUUCCAACAACUCCUACACUAGCGUCCAAACCACAAACCCUUCGCCCAAUGCCAACUGAGGCCUCGAAACUCACUACUCCAAAACCUACACCAACUCCCAAAGUACCAAUUGCGGAUAUAAAUAAAGAGAUAGUGUCGAACAUAACUGCAAGGGCUGGAGCAAGGCCGGGAGGAAGCAACAAUCUACCACCUAAUUACAAGUCAGCAGCUAGAAAGGUGACAAUGGCAAUUGUUGCCAUGCCAAUCGCAAUUGUGACAAGUUACGUUCUCUACCAAAGACGUUAGUGUUCCCCAAUCUCAGUCUUUCCCCUCACAAAAGUUGAACUUGAUAGCCUUGCUGACAUCUGAAAAAACUAGUGUAUUUGAAAGAGGAAAAGAAGUCUCUCCUUCCACCUCUUGAGUCAGCUCCAGUAUUUGUCCAAAAAGAAGAGGACAAAUUUGUGCUCUCGACGCCGCCCAAGAAGGAGCCAGAGCUCUCAUAAUUGAAAGAGCAUGAUAUCCAGAAGCACGGAUUCAUGCUGAUAUAAUAUGACGACAUGAAAGAAGUGUUAUGAUAAUGUAGACAGUACGGCAGAAACUCCACCAUAUUUGAUACCCAUAUUUAUUAUACUUUUUCUCCGAUUCUUUCUCGAUCUUUCUCACUUCGGC